ACAGAUCACAAAUAAAUCUCGGAUCCAUCACUUCGACCACUGCCCAACAGGUACACAUCGCAUCAAUCCGCCCUUCUAAAGGCUUUCCAUUAAAAGAGACAGAAGGAUAUGGUUCGCCUCUCAUACGGCUCUACAGUUAUUUGGGGUCAAAUUGCUGCUUCUCUGCUGCUGCUUCUCUUGAGCCUUGCUAGCAAACCAACCGAUGGUCUUCAACCACUACCGGUAGCAAACCGUGCCGAUACCAAUCUUGUGGAACGUCAAGGCAUUCGUCUGGUGACUUGGAAUCUCUUGGCUCCCGUCUUUAGUCACCCCCAGAAAUAUCCCUGGUGUAGUGCAGAAGCCCUGUCAUGGCCAUUUCGAGAAAAACUCAUUGUGGAACUGCUGCAAGAAACGGAUGCCGAUGUUAUUUGUCUGCAAGAAGUGCAAACAGAUCUGUGGGAAGGUUUUCUGCAGCACUUCUCCCAGUCUUACGAUGGAAUACUCCAAAAUGUUACCAACCAACAUCCCGUCACCAAUGCCAUUCUACUCAAAAAGAACAAGUUCCAAGUUAUUCAACAAGAGUCCAGAUCCAGAGCCCUCAUUCUGGUUCUAGAUCACCUUAUUGAUGGGGAGACGAAUUCUGGUUCCACUGACAGCAACAAAAACAACAACAAUCCGCUCUACCUGGCCAAUGUCCACUUGCAAGCAGGAAUGGAGGACGAUGAAACCAGAAUGUGCCAGCUCAAAUCACUCCUCAAAAGACUCAACACCCAUUCGUCAAGAAUCACAGCAGCCAGAAAAAGUACCGGUCGCAAAAAGGCACAAAAAAGUUCCACAACCAAGGCCAAGUCGCCAUCUUGUGUGGUAGUAGGUGAUUUUAACAUGCUGCCAACAAACCCAGUCUACUAUUGGUUAUCAGAGACAAACUCUCCUAGACAUCAAAUCGAGCAAGGCAACAAGAAGCACUUUUUCUUUCAAGACGGCAAACAGAAACUGAGCAAGCUAAUGUUUCCCAUGAAUGGUAAACACAACGAAAUUUUGCCACUAAAGGAUGUCCAUAUACAGGAACCACCACCCGUAUUGAUACAGACAACCAAAUCAACAACAGAAAAACAGCAUGACGAUGAUACCAUUCAAAUGACUUAUUGUGGUGGAGGUAGACUCGACUACAUUUGGACUCUUCCAAGUUCCUCCAUUGAUGUUGUGAAGACUAUGGUAUUUCAUCCGCAAGCUUUUGAGAAAAGUCGACAACAAUGGCCAUCCAAUGAGCAUCCAUCGGAUCAUCUUCCUGUUGGAUUCGAAUUCACCUGGUAGCGGAUUGUUUCGAUUUUCAAUUGGAGCAGCGCCGUACUGUAGCGGGUGAAUGGCCUUGAUUUUCAAUUGAGUCAUGAUUUCAGAAUACAACCGCCAAAAAUGGCUAUGAAAUGGUGCAAUUGUCGAGAAAGCAACGGUCAAUUCGUUCUCUAGCAUCUGCAUCAUCAUCGUCGUCGUGAUUACAUUGUCCCAGUCUCUUUGCUACAAACGUUGGCAACACAAAGGCUGCCAUGUGCGUUUGUGGAUUGUACCAUUGGAGGUCCUGGACAAAGUCUGGUAUUCUCGUUGGGCGUCUACAAGUGCCACUCUUUGUCCCUUUUCCCGCCAAAAUGAAUCCAAUCUGUCCACACGGAUAGGUGGGGACCAUGGUGCUGGCAUAUUCAGCAUGUGAGAAAAUUUCAUUGGAACAAGCAUGCAAGUCACUUAUGAGAUCCAAAUGAAUCCAAAAACUCUCGGCUUGCACACACACGAUACCCUCUGGAGCCAAAGCAUUGUACAUUUUUUCAUAAAAUGCCGGUUCAAAGAGACUCUGUGCUGGACCGAUGGGAUCCCCAUUGUCGGUAAUGAUAACGUCAAAUUCCGCCUCUCUAGCCGCAAUGAAAUUGGCUGCGUCAUCUUGCACAAUGGUCAAGCGUGGAUCUUCAAAAGCAUCCCGAAUAUCUUGUCUAAAGUACUGUUUCGCGACUUGUGUGACCAUGGGAUCGAUUUCAACCAAUGUAAUGGAUUUCACACAUUUGUGUUUGCGCACCUGCCGCAAAACGCCUCCAUCUCCGCCACCGACAAUGCAGACUGAUUUUGGAUUAGGAUGUGAACAAAGUGGAAGAUGAACCAUCAUUUCAUGGAAUGCGAACUCGUCUCGUUCCGUUAGUUCUGAUGUUCGAUCGAUCGAUGUGGUAGUGAAAGCAGAUAGAUGUUGCAGGGUUUGUUAGGAUAACGAAAUAAAGGAAUGACAGUGGAUUGAUUUGGGAUGGAGCUAGCUAGCUAGGUCGAUAGAUAGACACCUUAACUCACGGAUAACUCCAUCCAGUACUAAGACGUUUCCAUACUGAGCCGACCGAAACACCAGUAUCUUCUGAUGUCCGGAGUCUUGGUGGAAGAGCACUGACUUUUGCUCUGAGAAUUCCUGGGUGUCCAUGCG
Molecule: messenger RNA, 2431 nt
Organism: Seminavis robusta
Lineage: Eukaryota; Bacillariophyta; Bacillariophyceae; Naviculales; Naviculaceae
Source: the annotation of a GenBank genome assembly